Molecule: messenger RNA, 2998 nt
Organism: Prinia subflava (tawny-flanked prinia)
Lineage: Eukaryota; Metazoa; Chordata; Aves; Passeriformes; Cisticolidae
Product: dual specificity protein phosphatase 22-A-like
Exons: 7
Coding region: 1-762 (253 amino acids)
Biological process (GO): protein dephosphorylation; signal transduction
Cellular component (GO): cytosol
Molecular function (GO): protein tyrosine/serine/threonine phosphatase activity; protein tyrosine phosphatase activity
Source: RefSeq, a predicted model, not a curated record
AUGAGCAAGGAAGAUGAUCCAUGGAUUUGGGUGCUUGGUUUGGCAUGGCCUGGGCAGUUUGGUGCCAGGUGUCCUGGUUCUGCUGGAACCAGGCCUGGAGCUUGUUCCCACCACAUCAGAUGUACCUUGCUCCCAGUGCCAUCUGAAUUCUCCCUCCUUUUUGUCACCUCCCAGAUUGUCACCGGCCUCUACCUCGGGAAUAUUAAUGACUCCGAGGACCACGAGAACCUGCUGAGGAAGGGGGUGACUCACAUCCUGUCCGUGCACAACCACGCCAAGCCCGUGCUGGAGGACAUGACCUAUCUGUGUAUCUCGGCCUCCGAUUCAUCCAGUCAAAACCUGCUGCAGCAUUUUAAGGAGAGCAUCCAGUUCAUCCACGAGUGCCGGCUCGCCGGGGGAGGCUGCCUGGUGCACUGCCUGGCCGGGGUGUCCCGCAGCACCACCCUGCUGGUGGCAUACCUGAUGACAGUGACAGAGCUGGGCUGGGAGAGCUGCCUGGCCGCCACCAGGGCCGUGCGCCCCUACGCCAGCCCCAACCCCGGCUUCCAGCAGCAGCUGCGGGACUACGAGAGGACGCUGCUCCAGGAGUACCGCGCCUGGAUCCGCCGGGAAUACGGCAGGAACCCCUUCCAGGACCAGGAGGAGCUGCAGCGCCUGCUGGGCCAGCAGCAGGGGGGCAGCAGGGACUGCUCCUGGCGCUCCCCAGCUCCCACCUUCCCUUCUCCCUGCCACGCAGGCGGCAGCAGGUGGAUGGACAGAUAAGCACCCGGCUGCUCCCGGGCUGGCCUUGGCCCUGGGGCUUGGAAAACUCCAUUUUCCCCUUGCCAAGCACCUCCAGGGCUUCAUGUCCACCAGCAGCAGGGUUGGAGCAGGGGGACGGGACUCACAGACCCCCCUCCAUCAGCUGCCAGCUCCAGUGAAUGGUGGCAGCGUCCUGCUCUGUCCCAUUCCCCCAUCCCCAGUGGGUCACAGCCCCUUUGCCACCCUCAGGGCAGCCGCCAGCCCCGUCCCUCUCUCCUCACGGUGACAUCUGGGCUGGCAGGGCACAGGAGAGGUGAUGCAGACCAAGGUGGGAUGAGAUGGAGAGAGGGCACCUCGCCCCUGCUUCCCUGAGGAAGGAGGGAUGGAUCCCGGGAUGUGGGGGAGCUGCUGAGCCUCGGCUGCCCCCCGUGGGGUGGGGAGAGGGGCUGAGGUGUUUUGGGGUGCCCCUCACUGUGCUUGGGGUUUUCCAGUCCUCGGCAGGUGAAUAUCUGGCAUUUUCCUUAUCCCAGCCCCAGGGAGGGGGGAAAUGCAGCAGUGCCAGAGGUCCCACUGCCUCCAUCCCUGGAGCCACGGUGGGUUUGGCUUUUCCCUGAGCCCCAUCUGAAUUGUCCCUGCUUGCCUAAGAAGCCAAAAGCUUGGUUGGAUUCACUCAACCCAUGGACCAAUUUAACUCUGUCCCUCUCCAAAAGCCCUUUGAAUACCUAAAACCUGUGACCACGUCCAGUUUUUCAUCCCAAACUCAGACUGUGCUUUUCCAGAGCUUUCUUUGGCAGGAAUUCCCCCCCAUCUGCCUUACAGGGUCCCAUCCUGUGGAUUCAGCCCUUCAUCCCUCCUGUGCCAUCUCAGCCUCUUACCAUAAAUACCCUGUUUGCCCACUCAAAAAUGUCUGUUCUGCAAUUCCUUCUAAGAAAAAAGGGAUUCAAAACAUUUCCAGGAAUUCUCUUGAUGAAGAUUUCUGGGUACUCAUGGUGUGACAGCACCAGGAGUGACUGGCCCAGCUCCUAAUAAAGAAGAGAGUGAUUAAAAUCAUGAGGGUGCCUGGACUUGAUUUGUGGUGUUCCUGGUGGGAAUACAGAGAGGGAUGGACUGAAGUGACCGCCCUGCUUCCCAUUUUCUGGAUGAGAACCACCAGCAAAAUGAAAAGUUUUAAAUAUUCUGUGUUUAGCCAUGAUGUAUAGAAUUCCAGGGGGAAGAAACUGGGGUUUUUUCCUAUUUUUUAGACGGAGAAAAGGAUGUUUUGUCAUUCCACAUGGAAGUAAUGGGAAAGCAAUAAUUGAGAUCGAGGCUGUUGAUAGAGUGGGCUGAAGGGAGGCUGAACAAACGGGAUCAAUAUCGGAUUUAAAGCCUCAGUUUUCAUUUUAGGAAGCAGAAAAAUGGAACCUGCAUGCAGGACGAGAAAAGAGAAGAAAGUGGGAGUUAAUAGGAAGUCAUUGGAGAUGGGUGAUAAGCAGAGAUUAGAUUUGCAGGAGGGCUGAUAAGCUCCACAGCCCGGGUGCUGCCCUGCCCCUCCCGGCCACCCCCGGCUUCAAACACUCCCCAGGGAACCACAGCACCAAAGCAAAACCUGGGAAAAUCCCCAAAAUUUGGGGAACCAGGGAAGGCUGGAGCAGCAGCACCCUCCAUGCCUGACACCACAGCCACAACCGUGCCAAAAAAAAUCUCCUCCUGACCCAAAUUUCCCUGGAUUUGAGGGGUAUUCCAGGUGAGUAUUUCUGUUUUUCCACGCUGGCCUCCAUCAGUGGGACCUGAGGUGGCUUUAGGAAUUCUGGGAGCUGGGAGGCAAACCCUGCACAGGUAAAACGGGGCUGGUUUCCACUUUUUGGAUGUUGCCAAGAGCACCUCAUGCUGUCCCACAUCAGCCUUCCCCAAAGCCUGGUGCCUCUGGCACGGGGAAAUUGUUCCAAACACAUUCCUGGCCCUGCUGGCUGCUCAUCUUCCCUUGCCAGAGCAGACAGGGCUGGGGGGCAUCUCCAAAACCCCAUUUUAACUGGUUUAAUUUUUUAUCCUCCUCACCCCAGGGAAUUUGGAUUUACCUUUCCAUGAAACUGCAGAGCCAAAAUGAAGCUGGGAAUGAUGAAAUCACCUCACUGCAUUGCAAUGAAUCUCCAGGCCUUUGGUCUCCAGAGGGGAUGGAGAGUUUGGUUGUGUGCAGACCCUCUAAAACAUCACAAGAUUUUCAGAAUUUUAACAAAAUAAAGAGUUUUUUGACAGAAGAGUCUCUGUCUAGCAGGGGGAG